Neoarthrinium moseri is the source of this 3321-nucleotide messenger RNA. RefSeq lists its product as uncharacterized. The transcript has 4 exons. Lineage: Eukaryota; Fungi; Ascomycota; Sordariomycetes; Amphisphaeriales; Apiosporaceae. Bases 1 to 3321 code for a protein of 1106 amino acids. Gene Ontology annotation, biological process: alanyl-tRNA aminoacylation; tRNA modification. Gene Ontology annotation, cellular component: cytoplasm; mitochondrion. Gene Ontology annotation, molecular function: aminoacyl-tRNA deacylase activity; alanine-tRNA ligase activity; amino acid binding. The record is from RefSeq and is a predicted model, not a curated record.
AUGCUGCGGCUGCGGCAGCGGAAGCGAUGGGACCCGUCGUUUAUAGGGGCCCUGAGUCACUCUUGUAGAAGUUUCUACUCAGCAGCACCACGACGACGACCCAUUCCGGCGGCCAGCACUAGCACCUGGCACCAGCAGGACCAGCACCAGCACCUGCGCCCGCGCCCGCACCCUGACGCCGCGCAGCAGCUACCCCUCCAUACCGCCCAUCCCACCAGCACCACCCCCGCCACCGCGCCCGCCGCCUCCUCGACUAUUAGCAGCAGUCUGCGCCUGAAGCCAUUGGCAUUUUGCUGCCACUACUCCACCACGACGACCAGAAUUCCAUCCCGCCGCCCUGCCGCUGUCUCUACGACGACCAGGACGACAACACAAAGGGCCCUACCCAGGACCGCCACGCCCAUUCUUCACGCCCCCUCGAGACCGUUCAGCACCACCACUGCAGCCAUGGAGCCGGCCAAGUGGACUGGUGUUGGCGUCCGCAACACCUUCUUUGACUUCUUCGAGAAGAAGGGCCACACCAUCGUCCCGUCCUCCUCCGUCGUCCCUCACAAUGACCCCACCUUGCUCUUCACCAAUGCCGGCAUGAACCAGUUCAAGCCCAUCUUCCUGGGCACCGUGUCGAGCGCCGACGACCUGUCCAAGCUCAAGCGCGCCGUCGACUCGCAAAAGUGCAUCCGCGCCGGCGGAAAGCACAACGACCUCGACGAUGUCGGCAAGGACAGCUACCACCACACCUUCUUCGAGAUGUUGGGCAACUGGUCCUUCGGCGACUACUUCAAGAAGGAGGCCAUCGAGUGGUCGUGGGAGCUCCUCACAAAGGUCUACGGCCUGGACCCCUCCCGGCUGUACGUCACCUACUUCGAGGGCAACCCCGACAUGAACCUCGAGCCCGACCUCGAGGCCAAGGAGCUGUGGAAGUCGGUCGGUGUGCCCGAGGACCACAUCCUGCCCGGCAACAUGAAGGACAACUUCUGGGAGAUGGGUGACCAGGGCCCCUGCGGUCCCUGCAGUGAGAUUCACUACGACAAGGUAGGCGGCCGCAACGCCGCCCACUUGGUCAACCAGGACGACCCUCUGGUUGUUGAGGUCUGGAACAACGUUUUCAUGCAGUACGACAGGCAAAAAGACAAGUCGCUCAAGUCUCUGCCCGCCAAGCACAUCGAUACCGGAAUGGGUUUCGAGCGCUUGGUGUCUGCUCUCCAAGACAAGACCUCCAACUACGCCACCGACAUUUUCGAGCCCCUAUUCGCCCAGAUUCAAAAGGUCACCGGCGCGCGGGACUACACCGACAAGUAUGGAAAGGACGACGCCGACGGCAUCGACACUGCCUACCGUGUCGUUGCCGACCACAUCAGGUUGCUGACCUUUUCUAUCUCGGAUGGUGCCGUGCCAAACAACGAUGGCAGAGGAUACGUUGUGCGGAGAGUUCUGCGACGAGGCGUGCGGUAUGCUCGCAAAUACUUUGGCGCCGAGAUUGGCUCCUUCUUCUCCUCGAUCCUGCCUGCUCUGGUGGAGCAGAUGGGUGAGCAGUUCCCCGAGAUUGUCAAGAAGCAGCAGGAUGUCAAGGAGAUUCUCGACGAGGAAGAGGAGGCCUUUGCCCGGACACUGGACCGUGGUGAGAAGCAGUUCGAGAAGUAUGCUGCCCAGGCUGCCACCAGCGACAAGAAGAAGCUGUCGGGUGCAGAUGUGUGGAGACUCUACGACACUUUUGGUUUCCCCGAGGACUUGACGAAGCUCAUGGCCGAGGAGCGCGGUCUGGACAUUGACGAGGCCGAGGUUGCUGUCGCCAGGGAAAAGGCCCGCGAGGCCAGCAAGUCCGUCAAGGAUACGAUUCAGACCUUCUCCAAGCUGAACGUGCACCAGAUUGCCGAGCUCAAGGACAAGCUCCAGGUUCCUACCGCUGAUGAUGAGGCCAAGUUCCGAAAGGGAGACAUCAAAGCCAAGGUUCAGCUGAUCUUUACUGGCACAGAGUUUGCCAAGUCCACGAAAGAUAUCCCUGCCAACACUCCGCUGGGACUACUUCUUGACCAAACCAACUUUUAUGCCGAGCAGGGUGGCCAAGUUGCCGACACUGGUCGGAUAAUCAUUGAUGGUGUGGCAGAGUUCAAGGUACUCGACGUGCAGCAAUACGGUGGUUAUAUCGUCCACAACGGAUACCUCGAGUAUGGCGAGCUCAAGGCUGGCGACGAGGUCAUCUCCGAAUACGAUGAGCUCCGCAGACAGCCCAUCCGGAAUAACCACACAGGUACCCAUAUCCUCAACCACUCCUUGAGGGAAGUCUUGGGUGAGGAGGUUAACCAGAAGGGCUCCCUGGUGGACCAGGACAAGCUGCGCUUUGACUUCUCGCACAAGUCCCUGGUGACCGUCCCUGAGAUCAAGAAGAUUGAAGAUUUGUCGAACGCAUACAUCAGGCAAAAUUGCAAGAUCUACUCCAAGGAUGUCGAGCUGGACACCGCCAAGAAGAUCAACGGUGUCCGCGCCGUCUUUGGCGAGACCUACCCCAACCCAGUCCGCGUCGUGUCCGUCGGCAUUGACGUGGACAUGCUCCUCGAGAACCCCGAGAACCCAGAGUGGCGCAAGGUCAGCGUCGAGUUCUGUGGUGGCACGCACGUCGACCAGACAGGCAUCAUCAAGGACUUGGUCAUUGUCGAGGAGAGCGGCAUCGCCAAGGGUACUCGUCGCCUGGUGGCUUACACCGGCGAUGCCGCCCACGCCGUGCAACGAGAGGCCGCUGAGUUUGGCAAGCGGAUCGACGAGAUCGAGGCCCUUCCCUUCGGCCCCGAGAAGGAGGACAAGGUCAAGCAGACCCAGGCCGAACUCAACGGGCUAGUCGUGUCUGCCGUCAGCAAGGAGGAGCUGAGGACACGGUUUGCCAAGGUCAGCAAGAGCGUGGUUGAGGAGCAGAAGAAGCGCCAAAAGGCAGAGAGCAAGACGGCUCUGGACGCUGUCAACAGCCACUUUGCCAAGGACGAGAACAAGGAGGCCACCCACUUCAUCGGGCACCUCCCCAUCUCUGCCAACGCCAAGGCUGUUUCUGAUGUCCUCAAGCACUACCAGACCAAGGACAAGACCAAGUCUGUCUACCUCUUCGGUGGAAGCCCGAAGGAGGGCGCCGUCAUCCACGGCGUCUACGUGGGCACGGAUCUGUCUUCCAAGGGCGUCACCGCAGAGACUUGGUCUGCUGCCGUGUCCCAGGUUGUUGGUGGUAAGUCGGGUGGCAAGGAGCCCACGCGACAGGGCCAGGGUACCAACGCCGACAAGAUUGAUGACGGCGUUGAGGCUGCCAGAAAGUACCUCGAGGAGAAGCUGAAGAUCUGA